This is a messenger RNA of Vanrija pseudolonga, 669 nucleotides long. RefSeq lists its product as uncharacterized. The transcript has a single exon. Lineage: Eukaryota; Fungi; Basidiomycota; Tremellomycetes; Trichosporonales; Trichosporonaceae. The record is from RefSeq and is a predicted model, not a curated record. The coding region runs from base 1 to 669 and encodes 222 amino acids.
AUGCUCUCCACCGUCGUUGCUUUCACACUCCUCUCCGCCCUGGUGCGUGCCGGUGACACUGGGCUGGGCUACUUUGUCACUCCUAUCACCGACUCUAGCGGUACGGGCCCCUCUCCCCCUUAUGGUCUCGGCUCUUUCGCCCCCAUCAUCGAUACUCCCUACGGCCGGGUGUCAGUCUACCCCGUCGACAGGGACACCUCCAACGCCUGGGACAGGGGUAAAUUUGUUGUCCCGCCGACGACCGAAUACGUCCUCAAGACCUCCAAGGCCAUCGCUGCUUUGGGCGCAGAGGAAGCCUGGUCGACUUGCGCGACGGUCUGCUCGGCCAUCUUUGUUCCCCCGAUUCCCGGCGUGGGUGUCACACCCCCUCGUGGUGGAGCGGCCGGUGGGGGUGGAGCGGUCACAGGCGGUGGUGGAGGCCCCUCUGGUGGUGGAAGCCCCUCUGGUGGUGGUGAUCCCUCUGGUGGUGGUGGCGGUGGCCAGCCUUCCGGCGGAGACCAGGGGGCUGGCGGUGCUCCCCAGGGUGGCAAUGAACCCAACGUGCAGACCGGCGGCGACCCCAACGGUGGCAGCGGUGGCGCCGCCAACCCCAACCCCAACCCCAACGGCGGCAAUGGCAACAACGGCGGAGGACAGCGCGGUGGCAACCGCCGUCCGUAUCGCCAGUAG